Molecule: messenger RNA, 1689 nt
Organism: Amoebophrya sp. A120
Lineage: Eukaryota; Dinophyceae; Syndiniales; Amoebophryaceae
Source: the annotation of a GenBank genome assembly
CUUGUUCCGAUUUUGUGAAACCAGCAAAAUGAGAGUGCUCCCGAGUUGAUAAAACUAAAGGUAUAUUAAGGCUCGUGGUUCCUGCUCAAGAACUGCAGCAAAGACGAUCAAGAAAGUUUCCUCCGACCACGUAUUUUCUCGCACACGUCGAUCCCGCGACAUCUUCGAUAUUUAUGACACCAAGGUGGGCAAGCAGAUGCAGCCUAUAGAUCCUUUAAAGUACUACUAAAUUCCCGUGCUGCUCAUCUUUCACUCUACGCAAAGUAAGAAAACAAAACCAUGGCAAGCAGUGGCUCUUCGCAUUCCGCCCCCUACUCCAUCAUCACGCUGAACGCGUGGAAUACGGAGCAGUGGGCCACUCGGCGCGCAAUUGUCGUGGAUUUCUUCAAGACCUUUCGCCCCGACAUCCUUUGUCUGCAGGAGGUGCGCCCGGAAGUUUUGGACGCCGUGCGCGAAGCGCUGGUCGGCUUCGAGUAUCUGCAAGACGCCAGCGUCCCGGGGUAUUUGGUGGAAGGCAACAUUUUGUGGAACGCCAGCAAGUUUGACAAACUUGCAAUCGGCGCAGAGGACGUGGGGAUUGAGGAAACCGAGCGCCGGUUGUUCUGGGUUUUACUGCGGGAACGGGAAAAGUCCCCCACCGAAGCGAGUGAUCCUCAAGGUGGAAGUUCUAUGCUCAAUACCGCCGGAGUAAGUCGCAGCAGUACUACGCCUUCUCGGAAGACAAGUUCUGGAAUCACUGGAAGUGCUGGCAUGAAUAUCGUACCUGGUGGAGCUGGAGCUGGGACACACGGGACUACAUCGGGGAACAAUAAUUUCUCGCUCGAGCACGGUUGCAACACGUUGCUUGUGUGUACGGCGCAUCUGACGUGGCAGGGCUCCUACCCCUAUCUCACCUCCAACACUGAUCCGCGAAAAAAGCAGAUGCGGCGAAUCUGCGAGUGGCUUGAGGUGCAAGCAAUGAUGGAUGCACUGCUGCUUGGGCACCACGGGGACCCAACCGGGCGACGAGGUGGAACAUCGGAGCAGCAGGCGGACGGGGCCAUUAGUACCAACAGACAGCUUGUGGACAAUGAUAUCGAGAGCCACUUGACGAGUCCCCGUCUUGCGGGCGACUUGUCCAGCAGCGCGGAGUUGGUGGGACCCACAAGCAAGCAAUCUUCGAGUCGCACGCCCUCCGUGUCGCCAGUACUGCUGCAACAAACUGUCGCGCACCAGACAGCGGGAAAUGCUGGCUCCUCGUCCUCGUCCGCUGGACCGUUUUCCACCACCCCGCUCGCCCCCCCGGCGCUGAUUUUCUGUGGCGAUCUGAACUGCGCGUUCGGACCCAAACAGGUGCUGCGACAGGCGCUUCCCUUCAUGCAGGACUGUUUCAGUGGUCUGCAGCUGCGCAUUCCAAGCACCCACCCCGCGCGGCCCUCGGACCCCUGUGAGGAGCAGCUGCCGGACCAGACGCUGGAUUGGAUCUUUUACGACCAGCGGAACCUGGCGCCCGUGAUGGCGACCAAACUCGAGAAGCUGUACGAGGGCUCGGUCCGCCAUGUGUCCGACCAUUUCCCGCUGUGGUUCAGUUUCCGGUUCGUCCCCGGCCUGGACAAGCCCGCAAACUACGAAGAAAACAAGGACUGGGUGGGAGGCGACCCGUUUUUCUCAACCUUGACCAAGUACGCACCGCCGGAAUUGAUGGUGUAG